Molecule: messenger RNA, 5184 nt
Organism: Arvicola amphibius (Eurasian water vole)
Lineage: Eukaryota; Metazoa; Chordata; Mammalia; Rodentia; Cricetidae
Gene: Phf2
Product: PHD finger protein 2
Exons: 22
Coding region: 16-3306 (1096 amino acids)
Biological process (GO): regulation of transcription by RNA polymerase II; protein demethylation
Molecular function (GO): histone demethylase activity; transcription coregulator activity
Source: RefSeq, a predicted model, not a curated record
CGGCGGCGCGGCAACAUGGCGACGGUGCCCGUGUACUGCGUCUGCCGGCUGCCCUACGACGUUACCCGCUUCAUGAUCGAGUGCGACGCCUGCAAGGACUGGUUCCACGGCAGCUGUGUUGGGGUGGAAGAGGAGGAGGCACCAGAUAUCGACAUUUAUCAUUGUCCGAACUGCGAGAAAACCCAUGGCAAGUCCACGCUCAAGAAAAAGCGGACCUGGCACAAACAUGGCCCUGGGCAGAUGCCAGACAUGAAGCCAGUGCAGAACGGCAGCCAGCUCUUUAUCAAGGAGCUGCGGAGUCGAACGUUCCCCAGUGCUGAAGAUGUGGUGUCCCGUGUACCAGGCAGCCAGCUCACUGUGAGCUACAUGGAGGAGCAUGGCUUCACCGAGCCCAUCCUUGUCCCCAAGAAAGAUGGACUGGGCCUAUCUGUUCCUGCACCGACAUUCUAUGUGAGUGACGUGGAGAACUAUGUGGGGCCAGAGAGAAGCGUGGAUGUGACAGACGUCACAAAGCAGAAAGACUGCAAAAUGAAGUUGAAAGAAUUUGUGGACUAUUACUAUAGCACCAACCGCAAGCGUGUCCUCAAUGUGACCAACCUCGAAUUCUCAGACACCAGAAUGUCCAGCUUUGUGGAGCCACCUGACAUUGUGAAGAAACUAUCGUGGGUGGAAAACUACUGGCCUGAUGACGCCUUGCUGGCCAAGCCCAAGGUGACCAAGUAUUGCCUGAUCUGUGUGAAGGACAGCUACACCGACUUCCACAUAGACUCUGGGGGUGCCUCGGCCUGGUACCAUGUCCUCAAGGGGGAGAAGAUCUUCUAUCUCAUCCGGCCAGCCUCAGCCAACAUCUCCCUGUAUGAGCGUUGGCGGUCAGCCUCCAACCACAGCGAGAUGUUCUUUGCCGACCAGGUAGACAAGUGCUAUAAGUGCACUGUCAAGCAGGGACAGACCCUCUUCAUCCCCUCAGGCUGGAUAUAUGCCACACUUACGCCCGUGGACUGCCUAGCCUUCGCUGGACAUUUCCUCCACAGCCUCAGUGUGGAGAUGCAGAUGAGGGCGUAUGAGGUGGAAAGAAGGUUAAAACUAGGCAGCCUGACUCAGUUUCCCAACUUUGAAACUGCCUGCUGGUACAUGGGAAAGCACCUAUUGGAAGCAUUCAAAGGUUCUCACAAGUCUGGGAAACAGCUGCCCCCACAUUUAGUCCAAGGAGCUAAAAUUCUCAAUGGUGCUUUUAGGUCAUGGACGAAGAAGCAGGCUUUGGCAGAGCACGAGGACGAGCUCCCCGAGCACUUCCGGCCCUCACAGCUCAUCAAGGACCUGGCCAAAGAGAUCAGGCUCAGCGAGAACGCCUCCAAAACUGUCCGACCUGAAGUAAAUGCUGUCACCUCCUCAGAUGAGGUCUGUGAUGGGGACCGGGAGAAGGAGGAACCGCCAUCUCCUAUUGAGGCUACCCCACCUCGAUCCCUCCUGGAGAAAGUGUCCAAAAAAAAGACACCCAAGACUGUGAAGAUGCCCAAGCCAUCCAAAAUCCCCAAGCCCUCUAAGCCCCCCAAGCCCCCCAAAACCCUGAAGCUCAAGGAUGGAAGCAAGAAGAAAGGGAAGAAGUGCAAGGAGUCAGCCUCACCUACCAUCCCCAACCUGGACCUGCUUGAGGCCCACACAAAGGAAGCGCUGACCAAGAUGGAGCCACCCAAGAAAGGAAAGACCCCAAAGAGUGUCCUGAGUGUUCCCAAUAAGGACACAAUCCACACGCAGAAUGACGUGGAAAGACUGGAAAUCCGAGAGCAAACGAAGAGCAAAUCAGAGGCCAAGUGGAAGUACAAGAACAGCAAACCUGACUCUUUACUGAAAAUGGAGGAGGAGCAGAGGUUGGAGAAGUCACCCCUGACUGGGAACAAGGACAAGUUCUCCUUUUCUUUCUCCAACAGAAAACUUCUGGGCUCCAAGGCCCUCAGGCCUCCGAGCAGCCCUGGUGUGUUCGGGACCUUGCAGAGCUUCAAAGAGGACAAGGCCAAGCCCGUGCGUGAUGAGUAUGAGUAUGUUUCAGAUGAUGGGGAGCUGAAGAUAGACGAGUUUCCCAUCAGGAGGAAGAAGAACGCCCCCAAAAGGGACUUGUCCUUCCUGUUGGACAAGAAGGAGGCGCUCCUCAUGCCCACCACGAAACCGAAGCUGGACUCUGCAGUAUACAAGAGUGACGACUCCUCUGAUGAGGGCUCUCUACAUAUUGACACGGACACCAAGCCAGGCCGCAAUGCCAAAGUCAAGAAGGAGAGUGGGAGCUCAGCCGCAGGCAUCCUGGACCUGCUGCAGGCCAGCGAGGAGGUCGGGGCACUCGAGUACAACCCCAACAGCCAGCCCCCUGCCUCCCCCAGCACACAGGAAGCCAUUCAGGGAAUGCUGUCCAUGGCCAACCUGCAGGCCUCUGACUCCUGCCUGCAGACCACAUGGGGCACUGGCCAGGCCAAGGGUGGUUCACUGGCAGCCCAUGGUGCCCGGAAGAAUGGUGGUGGCAGCAAAGGCACAGGCAAGCGCCUGCUGAAGAGGACUGCCAAGAACAGUGUGGAUCUGGAGGACUACGAGGAGCAGGACCACCUGGAUGCCUGCUUCAAGGACUCAGACUAUGUUUACCCGUCACUGGAGUCUGAUGAAGAUAAUCCUGUCUUCAAGUCCCGGUCAAAGAAGAGGAAAGGUUCAGACGAUGCCCCCUACAGCCCCACAGCCAGGGUCGGCCCAUCGGUGCCAAGACAGGACAGGCCUGUGCGUGAAGGGACCAGAGUGGCCUCCAUCGAGACUGGACUAGCAGCUGCUGCAGCCAAGCUGUCCCAGCAGGAGGAGCAGAAAAACAGGAAGAAGAAGAACAGCAAAAGGAAGCUGACUCCUAACACUGCCUCCCCCUCCAUCUCCACCUCCGCCUCCGCCUCCACGGGUACCACCUCGGCCUCCACCACCCCAGCCUCCACCACCCCGGCCUCCACCACCCCAGCCUCCACCACCCCGGCCUCCACCAGCACAGCCAGCAGCCAGGCCUCACAGGAGGGCAGCUCACCUGAGCCCCUACCUGAAUCACACAGCAGUAGCCUGGCUGAUCACGAAUAUACAGCAGCCGGCACGUUCGCAGGGGCCCAGGCUGGCCGUGCCUCCCAGCCCAUGGCCCCUGGAGUCUUUCUCACACAGAGGCGGCCUUCUGCAUCAUCCCCCAACAACACUGCUGCCAAAGGAAAACGUACAAAAAAGGGCAUGGCCACUGCCAAGCAAAGGCUUGGAAAGAUCUUGAAGAUCCAUCGGAAUGGGAAACUACUCCUCUAAGGCUUGGAAAGCCAGGAUCCUUCUGCUCUGCUCAGGACCCCCGGAGCCCCGCUACAUCAGCCCCUCCCAGGAGGGUGGCUGUGCUGCCUGGCCCAGGGAGGGCCUUGCCUCCUCCCAGCCACCUCUCCCCAACACGAGCAUCUGUCCCUUGAGCAGGUGGAGCGAGCGGAGCAUGGCCGUCCCUUGUUGUGAACACGGACAUCCUUUCUCAAGUUGCUUAGAGUGACCAGUUCCUGAAGGUGGCCCUGCCAACUUAAGGACCAUUCGGUUUCAGCACAGCCUCCAGGCACCCCACCAGAGACUGGUGACCUCUAUGGGACAGCCUCCAGGCACCCCACCAGAGACUGGUGACCUCUGUGGUUCUGCUUGGGAGCAUGAGGCCUUCAAGGAAGGUGCAGUGAGCCACGCUCACCAGCCCGAGUCCGAGCUGGCCCCAGGCUGGCAGCCUCCAAAGGCAUAAAACAAGGCAAAGGACACAGAAAGAGAGGAGCUGUGGGGUAGCGAAUGUCCCCUCCCUCCUCUUCCUGAGUGAGUCUUACAGCACUUGGCCAGUGAGGAGAGGUCGCCCCAGCUCCCUGGCUGGCAGGUAGCAGGCUAGAUAGCGGGUGUCACACCCCAGAUGCCUGCAGAUGUUUGGGGUUGUCAGGACCCACAGUUAGGUUGGUGUGUUAGUGGGUGGAGGAGCCACUGGGGUCACAGGGGAAGGGUGACAGCUCAGCCACGUCUUUGGGUCCAGGGGACCCAGGCUAAGCCACGUGGAGGGGCCCCACUCUGGAACAGCACUUCCAGGCCGAGGCACCCUGCCCCUAAGUGGGCAGACAGGUGGGCAGGGCCACAGGGCUGGAGCCAGCAUGGCAGCGCUUGUCUGAACCCCUGGGUGGCAUCAUGAGCAUGGGCCAUCCCAGGUGGCGUGUCCACCCAUCGACACAGAGGGGCUGGGUUUGUUUCUCAGGCAAUCCUGUAUUUUCAUUUUAGAUGUAUUUCCGGAAGCAUAUUUUUCAUAGAAUGUAGCGUGUAAAUAGCUUUUUAAAUGACUUCUUUUUUAUAAGAGCAAAAGUAUCUCUAGGAAUUUCUUUCUAUAGAGUCCUUCAUUAACCUUUAUACGAGUUUUUGCUCCCCCACCCCGGCUUUGAUGGACGGCCGGGUUCUGACUCCACCCCCUUUUCUUUCUUUCCUUUUCCUUUUGUUACUCUUCUUAUUUUCCUCUUAGGAACUAAGGUAUUGCCUGAAAAACAACGGCGCCUGCGCAGCCUUACACUCUGUCUCUCAGAGCGAAUAGUACAGACCCCUUCCCACACGCCCUGCAGCCGCGUCUCCAGUCUUACACCAGCUCUCCGCUCUCCUUCGUGUAUGAUGGGGGUCGGGGAUGCAGUUCUUUUACUAGCACCUUGUGAAGUAUUUGUGUUUCGUGAUGCUGUAAUUUAUUAAUGUUUGUAGCUUUUUAUAUUUGUACAUUUCUUAUGAGGUUUGUUUCUACACCCGUUACCUGGAUGUGUUGUCCAUGAGGAGAUGCAGCUUGGCGGAGGCCUUAUCCACUCCCACUUGACCUGUUUGGAGGGACGCCACCCCAGGGCCUGGGGCUGGGAGAGGGGCAUCUCGCGGGCCCCAGGCUUACUCAGAACUGGUGUUUUUAAAGUUUCCUUGACCCCGUCCUUGUAAACAUUUCUAUAAUCUUAACCCGGGCAUCAAGCUGUUCUCUCUCCUUCUCUUUUUAAUUUUAUUAUUAUUUUGGCGACAUGUACAUUUCUAACAAAGUUUAUCGUGGCUAUUAAAGUGUUCUGUUUCCAGUCAUAUCACUCUUGUAUCGAGUCCAUGCGGUCUAAGGCAACUUAGACCAAAGUUUUAAAAAAGUAAAAAUAUUUCAGGUUUUGUACAGAA